Molecule: messenger RNA, 2824 nt
Organism: Erinaceus europaeus (western European hedgehog)
Lineage: Eukaryota; Metazoa; Chordata; Mammalia; Eulipotyphla; Erinaceidae
Product: protocadherin beta-2-like
Exons: 1
Coding region: 149-2626 (825 amino acids)
Biological process (GO): homophilic cell-cell adhesion
Cellular component (GO): plasma membrane
Molecular function (GO): calcium ion binding
Source: RefSeq, a predicted model, not a curated record
AGUAAGGGGGGGUUUACCAAAGAGGUUACUCCGGGAAAUUGGAACCCUACGCGUCUCAAUUUAGUCCAUUAUCUGAGAGAGAGUGGGAGCAAGAGUUGCUUCCAACGCGAGCAGGAGCUGGGUCAGAUUUGCUGAAAGACAUAAGACGAUGGAAGCUGGACAGGGAAAAGCACGAUUUCUGAAACAAAGGCAAGUCUUAAUAUUCUUUGUUUUGCUGGGCAUUGCUUGGGCUGGUCCGCAGCCUACGCGAUAUUCAGUGGCUGAGGAGAUGGAGAGUGGCUCCUUUGUGGCAAAUUUGUUAAAUGACCUGGGGUUGGAUGCAGACGAACUAGCUGCACGGGGGGCAAGGGUCGUUUCCAAAGGGAAAAAAAUACGUUUGCAGUUAGAUGCGCGCUCUGGGGAUUUGUUGCUAAAUGAGAAACUGGACCGAGAGGAGCUGUGCAGCUCUACUGAGCCCUGUGUACUACCUUUCCAGGUGUUACUGGAAAACCCUCUGCAGUUUUUUCAGGCUGAGCUACGGAUUAGGGAUAUAAAUGAUCAUCCCCCAGUUUUCCUAGACAAAGAAAUCAUUUUGAAAAUUUCUGAGAGCAUUACUCCUGGAACUACUUUCUUAAUCGAACAUGCCCAAGACCUAGACGUAGGAAGCAAUGCUCUCAAAGGUUACAGAAUAAGCCCCAAUUCCUAUUUCCAUCUGGAGUUACAAGAAAAUCCCGAUGGCAUAAUAUUACCACAGCUUGUGCUGGACAAAGCUCUAGAUCGUGAGGAGCAGCCUGAGAUCAGAUUAACCCUCACUGCACUGGAUGGUGGGUCUCCAACCAGGUCUGGUACCGCCCUGGUGCGAAUAGAAAUCUUGGAUAUCAAUGAUAAUGCUCCUGAGUUUGCAAAGCAGUUUUAUGAAGUGCAGGUCCCAGAAAACAGUCCCAUUGGGUCUCAAGUAGCCAUUGUUUCUGCAAGAGAUUCGGACAUUGGGAUCUAUGGAGAAAUAUUUUAUGCAUUUUCCCAAGCUUCUGAAAACAUUCGCAAAACAUUUAUAAUAGAUGCAAAAUCAGGUGAACUUCUUUUAACACAGAAACUGGAUUUCGAAACAAUUCAGACUUACACAGUAAAUAUUCAGGCUACAGAUGGUGGAGGUCUUGCUGCAAAUUGUGUAGUGUUUGUUCAAGUUAUUGAUUUGAAUGACAACUCGCCGGAACUGACUAUGUCAACACUCAACAAUGAGAUUCCAGAAAACUUGGAGGAGACCAUAAUUGCCGUUUUCAGUGUCUCAGAUCCUGACUCAGGAGACAAUGGAAAGGUUGUUUGUUCUAUCCCAGAUGACUUUCCUUUCUUCCUUAAACCCUCAGUAGAGAAUUUUUACACUCUAGUCACAAAUGGACCCCUGGACCGAGAAGAGAGAGCCGAGUACACCAUCGUGAUCACGGUGAGCGACCUGGGCAGCCCGCGGCUGCAGAGCCAGCACCAGGUGACUGUGCGCGUGUCCGACGUGAACGACAACGCCCCCGCCUUCAGCCAGCGCGCCUACACCCUGCGCGUGCGCGAGAACAACAGCCCCGGGCUGGCGCUGGGCAGCGUGCGCGCCUGGGACGCGGACGAGGGCGCCAACGCGCAGCUCAGCUACUCGCUGCUGCCAUCGCCCUCGGCCCCGGCCUCGCCCUCGGCCUCGGCCUCGACCGGCCGCCCGCAGCAGCCGGCCCCGGGCGCGCUGGUGUCCAUCGACGCCGACAGCGGGCAGCUGUUCGCGCUGCGCGCCCUGGACUUCGAGGCGCUGCAGGCCUUCGAGUUCCUGGUGGGCGCCACGGACCGCGGGUCGCCGGCGCUGAGCAGCCAGGCGCGGGUGCGCGUGCUGGUGCUGGACGCCAACGACAACGCGCCCUUCGUGCUGCACCCGCUGCAGAACGGCUCCGCGCCCUGCACCGAGCUGCUGCCGCGCGCGGCCGGCGCGGGCUACCUGGUGAGCAAGGUGGUGGCGGUGGACGGCGACGCGGGCCAGAACGCCUGGCUGUCGUUCCAGCUGCUCAAGGCCACGGAGCCCGGGCUGUUCGGCGUGUGGGCGCACAGCGGCGAGGUGCGCACGGCGCGGGCGCUGAGCGAGCGCGACGCGCCGCGACACCGGCUGGUGGUGCUGGUGCGGGACAAUGGCGACCCGCCGCUGUCGGCCAGCGUCACGCUGCACGUGCUGCUGGUCGAUGGCUUCUCGCAGCCCUACCUGCCGCUGCCCGCCGCGCCCGACGCCGCCGCCGCCGCCGCGGGUGCCGCCGCCGCCGGAGCGCGGCCCGAGCGCCUGACCGUCUACCUGGUGGUGGCCUUGGCCGCCGUGUCGUCGCUCUUCCUGUGCUCGCUGCUGGCCUUCGUGGCCGCGCGCCUGUGCCGGCGGGCCGGGCAGGCUGAGGCGGUGGCGGCGGGGGCGCUGGCGGGGCCCGAGGGACACUUUCCGGGACACCUGCUGGACGCGGGCGGCGCGGGGACCCUGUCGCACAGCUACCAGUAUGAGGUGUGUCUCGCGGGGGGCACCGGGACUAAUGAGUUUAAGUUUCUGAAGCCCAUUCUCCCCAAUUUCCUGGACCAGGGUGAGGAGAGGGUUGAUGAGGCAAAGCCCAGUUGUAGGAAUAGCUAUGAAUUCAGUUGAUUAGUAGGAGGAUCUACUGAGCCUAGUCUCAGUUACUCUGUGGAAAAAUUUUUUUAUUGCUGUGUUCAUCGGGAAUACUCCUUUUAUCAGACAUACAUCAAUUCAAUGUAUGUUACAAUGUUUCUGAAUAUGUUGCUUUGUUUUAUGAAUGCUAAUUUUCUUUGUACGUUAAAAUAUCCUAAUUUUUUAGAUAGAGAC